CGGUAUGGAGGCUUACAUGCGAGUUUAGCAUUUGUUAAUCAUAUUGUAGCGGUGAUAUCGCUGUGUGUGGGCACGGUGAGAUAAAGCUGAGCAGGUGCAGCGCUCAAGUUACACAGAGGUGUUGGCUGUGACCGCUCAGCAGGACACAUGGCAGACGAAGGCAACAAGCUGACACUGAGGCGCCUGGAGGCUCCGAUCUACAAAUUCAUUAAAGUGGCUCUACCCACGGACCUGGAGAGGCUGCAGAAACACCACACCAACAUACUGAAGUAUCAGCAGAGCCAACAGUGGGACCGCCUCCAUCAGGAGCACAUUAAUGCCAGCAGAACUGUUCAGCAGCUGAGAGCUAACCUUAGAGAGAUGGAGAAGUUGUGCAGUCGAGUCCGCCCUGAAGACGCCGAGGCUCUGGAAGCUCUAGUCAAGCCGGUCAGGAACAGAGCGUCAGCCGCUGCACAGGAUUUCCUGCUUUUGCACUCCAACCCAGCGCCUCAGACCACCUCUGCAGCACCGCCUGCCACGAGCCCACCCAGCUGCCACACAGUCGAAGAUGUUGGAGAGGAAUUGAUAUCGGACAGGCAAAUUCAGCUUCACCUUCCUGAAAUUCCUGCUGAUCAGAAUGCAGCUGAGUCUUGGGACAACCUGGAAGAGGACCUGAAGGAGCUGAGUGGUUUAGUCACAGAGUUCUCCCUGCUUGUCCAUUCCCAGCAGGAGAAGAUUGACAGCGUGGAGGACAACGUCAACACGGCCGCAGCAAACGUGGAGGAGGGGACCAAGAGCCUGGGGAAGGCGGUGGGCUACAAGUUGGCGGUGCUUCCAUUUGCCGGGGCGCUGCUGGGCGGCGUGCUAGGAGGGCCGCUCGGACUGCUGGCCGGAUUCAAAGCUGUAGGGGUGGCUGCCGCUCUGGGUGGGGGCGCCCUGGGUUUUGCGGGUGGUAACCUGGUCCAGAAACACCGUCGAGCUCAUUUGGACCAAGAGAUGAAGCAAGUGACAGCGUCACCGGAGGAUGAACCAGAAAGUAGCAAGGACAAAUGACCGGAGUUAACCGAGGCCUCGGUGCAGACUGACCACUACAACUCUGAGCAUCACUGUUAUCAAGCACUUUGUAAAACAGCCUUAAUGAGGAGCUGAACAUGUUGUGUAUGUGUGAAUUAUAUAUCUGUGGGGACAAUUAUAAUGGUUUUAUACACGUAAUGGAUUUGUACAAAGGCAGCAGAGCGGUUAACUUUGACCUGUGAUAAUAAUAUGUCUUAAAAUCAACUCAUAAGAACCAAAAUAUUUGGUCAAAUCAUGUAAAAGUGCAUUAUCUGCCUUACUGUUUCCCAGAUUAUUAAUUUGUGGGUUUUCUUGUAUGUCUGUAUCUCUAUGUAGAAAGGAAGGCGAACGACUUA
Messenger RNA from Nematolebias whitei (Rio pearlfish), 1388 nucleotides. It is a transcript of the gene stx17, whose product is annotated as syntaxin 17. Gene Ontology annotation, molecular function: SNAP receptor activity; SNARE binding. Gene Ontology annotation, biological process: intracellular protein transport; vesicle fusion; exocytosis. Lineage: Eukaryota; Metazoa; Chordata; Actinopteri; Cyprinodontiformes; Rivulidae. The record is from RefSeq and is a predicted model, not a curated record. The coding region runs from base 148 to 1032 and encodes 294 amino acids. The transcript has 7 exons. Gene Ontology annotation, cellular component: endomembrane system; autophagosome membrane; plasma membrane.